UCCAUGGCCUAUUAUAUGCCUUUCCAAAGAAACAGAUAUGAUUGUGAGUACUGUAGAUCUUUUUACACCCUUCUCACUGCCUCUUUACUGAUUCUAACAAAACAUUAUGAUAUAUAGGACAAAGGAUAUCUUUAUAACAAGUUAACAAAGACGAUACAAGGUUUUUUUGAUUAAAUGCUAUAUUAAGCUAAGUAAUAAUAAAUAACUCAAGUGCAUUAGAGGGGUUUAAUUCAUGCUCUGUGAUAGUAUAAAUGGUAAAGACGUCUGCCCUUCUCAGGAUAAUUCUAUUUAUUUAUUUGUUGUCCCUGGAGAUGUGUCUUAUCCUGAGGCUGAUGCAUUCAAAACAGUCAUGUACUGGUUGUGUAAAUGGAUCCCGCACCUUUGUGUCUGUACUUUCUCAUCCAAACAGACGAUUGGCUGGCUUUAUCUUCUGUCCUCAGGUAAAAGUCAUAUCAGACUGGAUUUCUACUGUAGACAAAGAAUACCAUCCCAAAUCACAACAACACAAUGGACAGCAGGAUAUGUGUAACUUUCAUAUACUAUCUUCUGAGAACUUCCAGAUUAUUUUCUUUACAGGCAUCUGCUACAACUAUUAGCCUGACAGAAGCUAGUGAGAUACCAGAGGAGGAAGAUGUCUACAGCAUAAUCACUAAACAAAACAAAGGUAGUAAGAAGUUGAUUGACCAGGGGGAUAUAGCGGUACUGCUCCGCCGCAGUGCUAUGGGCUGCCAGGACGGAAGCUGCUUUUGGCCCAAAUCCAAAACAGGCAUGGUUUUGGUACCAUACAUACUGUCAACUGACUACACUGCAGCAGAAACCGAGGUCAUCUUUUCUGCAAUGCUGGAAUACACCACAUUGACAUGCAUUCAUUUUGUUCAAAGGCAAGCAGAGAUAGACUAUAUCCACAUUCGAUCUAUUGAUGGAUGCUGGUCAUAUCUGGGCAAGGUUGGUGGCCCUCAAGAUGUGUCCUUGCUGAAGACUGGCUGUGUAUCCAAUGGUAUUGUGCAGCAUGAGUUGAAUCAUGUGCUUGGCUUUGUCCAUGAGCACACAAGAAGUGAUCGUGACAGCUAUGUGGACAUUGAUUGGGCACAUAUCUCCAAAGCCUUUGUGAGCAACUUUGAGAAGGCAGAACCUGAAACAAACAAUAUGGCCCUGAAGUAUGAUUAUACGUCUGUGAUGCACUAUGGACGAUUUGCGUUCACCAACACCCCUGGGCAGGCUACCAUCAUACCUAAACCUGACACCACUGUCAUAAUUGGUCAAAGGUACGGACUAAGCAACUUGGACCUCAUGAAGAUAAAGCAGCUCUAUCAGUGUGAUACAUGCAGCACUCUGCUAACUGAAUCUUCUGGAUCUUUAAGUUCUGGGUACAAUGAUGUGGCUUCAGCAAAUAAAUCUGUCUGUGUGUGGCUGAUUCGGACUUCUGCAGAGAAGGUGUUCCUGAAUUUCCAUACAUUUGCUGCUCCCACCACAUGCCACUCUGAGUAUAUUGCGGUUUAUGAUGGAGCCACCAGGAUGUCUCCUCUGCUACUAUAUAGAGCCUGUGGAACAGGAGCCCUUCCUCCACUAGUGUCAUCUGCAAAUCGUAUGCUGUUAGAAUUUGUGAGUGAGGGAGCAUCCAGCUUCUCUGCUUCAUACUACUCAGGUAAAUGUGGUGGUACAUUGACAGCAAUGAAUGGAACCCUGACGUCCCCAGGAUAUCCCAGGGGGUACCAGCCCUCUACAGACUGCACAUGGAGUAUUGUAGCUCCCAAUGACUACUGGUUGUCCCUGAAGAUCACCUAUUUUUCACUGGAGUCAUCUCGUAACUGCAUUUAUGAUUACCUGUCCCUCCUUGAUGGUUCUCGGACAGGCUCCAGCCCAGAUAAGUAUUGCGGCAUCAGAACUCUACCAACGUUUAUUACUUCUGGAAGCUGGCUCGUGCUGCAGUUUCACUCUGAUAGAUCGGUACAGAACAUAGGCUUCCAAGCAAAGUACAGUUGGGUGACAAAGCAAGUGUGACUAGGACAACAACAUGACAUAAAUGAUGAUGUUAUGACACAGUGCAGCAAGAACAAACCUGUGUGGACCAUCUGACUUCAUCAAUGUGCAGACUCACCUUAAGCAAUUCAUCUGUAUCUGGAACUUUAAAGAGAAUACAUAAAUAUAAAAUAAGAACUGGACCAUGACUUAGAGAUUUUAGCAUUAUAAGAUUGUUAGAUUUUUUUUUUUUAUUAUGUGUAGUUAAAAAUUAUUGCAAUGUAUUUUCAUUAUU
Bombina bombina (fire-bellied toad) is the source of this 2254-nucleotide messenger RNA. RefSeq names its product astacin-like metalloendopeptidase. Gene Ontology annotation, biological process: proteolysis. Gene Ontology annotation, molecular function: zinc ion binding; metalloendopeptidase activity. The coding region runs from base 508 to 2001 and encodes 497 amino acids. NCBI's taxonomy places the organism in Eukaryota, Metazoa, Chordata, Amphibia, Anura, Bombinatoridae. The transcript is spliced from 13 exons. The record is from RefSeq and is a predicted model, not a curated record.